This is a messenger RNA of Ichthyophthirius multifiliis, 1476 nucleotides long. Its product is annotated as mitochondrial carrier protein, putative. Gene Ontology annotation, biological process: mitochondrial L-ornithine transmembrane transport. Gene Ontology annotation, molecular function: L-ornithine transmembrane transporter activity. NCBI's taxonomy places the organism in Eukaryota, Ciliophora, Oligohymenophorea, Hymenostomatida. The record is from RefSeq and is a predicted model, not a curated record. The transcript has 4 exons.
AUGAUAAUAUAAUUUUAAUUUUUUUUUUAAAUUAUUAAAAUAUUUUUUUUUUCAAAAAGUCUUUAUGCUUUGUAAUUUUAUGUUUUUUUAGCUUUAAUAUAUAUAUAUUUUCAUUUAUUUUUUAAAAAUUAAUUUUUUCUUAUAUUAUUUUUAUUUUUGGAAACAAAAUUUAAAUAAAUGGAAAAAACAAAAAUUAUAAGAAAAUCAAAAUAUUAUAAAAAAAAAUAAAAAGUUCACGAAAUAGUUCAUGAAAAUAAAGAUUUUUUUUGCCCUAUAUGUCUUGAUUUUAUAUGCGGAAGUGUUUCAAUUAAAUGCGGGCAUACUUUUUGUGAAUAGUGUUAUAUAGAAUAUGAAUUAUUAUUCGAUUAGUGCUUGAUUUGUAAAUAAAACUUAAGAAAUUAAGAAUACAGAUAAUGUUUUUUACUUGACAAUAUAAUUUUGGAAUAUAUCGAAAAGCAUUAAAAAGAUGCAUUAGAAAUAUAUUAAAAUAGAAAAUAUGAAUAUUUAAAAUGGAAACAAAAUAGGAAAGUAAAUAAAUUCGAAAUUGGUUAAAAAAUAGACGUUAGAGAUGAAUGGAAUCAUAUUUGGUGUUCUGCUAUUAUAUCGAAAAUUAAAAAAAAUUAAAAUUAAGAUUUACCAUCUAAUAUUAUUGUAUAUUAUCUUCAUAACAGUGUACAAGAAAAUAUUCCUGUGGAUUCUAAAAGAUUAGCACCAUAGGGAUUUUAUACAGAUAGAAAAGAUAUUCCUCAUUAUGAUAAUUAUAAAAUUAAAAAUUCAAUUAUCGUUAAAGAAUUAUGUAUUGGUUCUCCUUUAAUAUGUUUGAGUGGUGUAGUUGCAAUUUAAUUUGGGGUUUUUUCACAUGUUGUGAAUCUUUUUAAAUAAAAAUAAAAUCUAUAAAAUCUUCCUAUAUACCAAAUGGCGAUUUCAGGAGGAAUUUGUGGUUUAGUAUCUUGUAGUGUAUUAGCCCCUAUGGAGCACAUAAGAAUUAGAUUGUAAGUAAUAAAGGAAGGAAAAAGUACAAGCGCAAUAAAUGCUUUUAAACAUAUAUAUAUGUAAUAUGGAUUAAAAGGAAUUUAUAAAGGAUUAUUUAUAACUAUUUUAAGAGAAACUCCUGCCAUGUUUAUUUAUUUUGGAGUUUAUAAUUGGAUGAUAAGAUACUUUUAAGCAAAAUAUGAAAAAUCAAGUAUUGUGUAUUAAUUAGCUCCUUUGUUUUCAGGUGCAUUAGCAGGAAUUGGAUAUUGGUCUAUUAUAUAUCCUGUUGAUACUGUUAAAUCUAAAAUUUAAACUGAUAGUUUUAUUGGAGGUAAAUAUAAAGGAAGUUUAGAUUGCUUUUAAAAAACUAUAAAAACAUAAGGAAUUAAAUAACUUUUUAGAGGAUUUGGUGUUACUAAUUUAAGAGCUGUGCCUGUAAAUGCAGGAAGUUUCUUUGUAUAUGAAAGCGUUAAAAUAUAAAUUGAAAAAUAGAUAAGAUUAUGA